Fundulus heteroclitus (mummichog) is the source of this 5271-nucleotide messenger RNA. RefSeq names its product ArfGAP with GTPase domain, ankyrin repeat and PH domain 2 (gene agap2). Gene Ontology annotation, molecular function: GTPase activator activity; protein binding; GTPase activity. The record is from RefSeq and is a predicted model, not a curated record. Gene Ontology annotation, cellular component: nucleus. Bases 784 to 4329 code for a protein of 1181 amino acids. The transcript has 19 exons. NCBI's taxonomy places the organism in Eukaryota, Metazoa, Chordata, Actinopteri, Cyprinodontiformes, Fundulidae.
AGGGGAUGGAGCUGGGAUGAGCAAUAAAAAGCGGGGACGGUUCGAGGGAAGCAGGAGAAGCGGAGAGGGAGAGCGCGGAGUGGUUCUGCAUUGUAUGGAUUCCAUAUUGGACCAAGGAGGGGCUCGCUGAGGGAGGGGCUCCGGAGGCAGACAGCGAGGGAGAGGAGGCAGGAGGAAGAUGGGUGUGUGACGUGCCGAGGAGCCGCUGAGCCUGAGUGACGGCGCGUCGGGCUUUGGAGAGGUGACUGGCCUCGGCGCCUCCCCUGCGCUGCUGCCAUGCUGGGCCGCGACGCCUGACGCGCUCCGAGGAAAGAGGUGCUCCAGGAGUCAGAGGCAGGGUCGUGAUGGACGUCUCCGCAAAUCCACGCAGGCACCUGCUGGCUUCUCCUCGUUCCCUCCUCGCUGCGCCCCCUGAACGGAUGCUGCCGUCCACACACCCACGAUCACCCACGGUCUCCGCUCGGCUGCGUUAGGAUUCAGGUGUGCCGUGAGAGACGUCCACCUGUCCACCGAACAGCUGCUCUCAUCCCCCCUGGUGACGUAUAGGCUGCAGGCCAUUUGUUGUUUUCUGCCUUUUUGCUGCGAGCGAAGAGGACGGGCGGCUCAGUGACGGGAUGCAGCGCAUGAACUGCCAUCAGAAGGGCUUCGUGGUGAUGGAGACGCGUGCCUGAGCCGCGGCGGUGCGCAUCUGCAGCCACAGAAACAAAAGGCAGAGUUUCCUGCAGCCAUUGGAGAAGGAUGAAGUGAAAUCAGGAAACUUUGAAGCUGCAAUUCGGGGGAUGGAUGAAACCAAAUGUCCAUCUGCUGUCAAGUCUUCCAAGGAGAAACUUCCUCUUCCGUCGCACCUCAACGCGCAGCUGGCAAACGUGCCGUCGCUCCUCUGGUCACCUUCGUUCACUGACUGGGAAUCCACUGAAGCCUGACCACAUGAGUGGAGGAGGCGCCCUGCAGCAGCGCACCACCUACCUCAUCUCCCUCACCUUGGUGAAGGUAGAGGCUGUGGAGGAGAAUGGAGGGGAGGCCAAGAGAAGCAUCCAGGAGAAGGAGGCGGAGCCCGGCCAAGAGACAAGUCCGGGGGAAGAGGUCCAGACCGGAGCUGGAGCUCCUGCACGGGCGGAAAAUGGAGCUGGGGUGGCGGCAGUGGGAGAACCGCGAAGAGGCGCGGAGGCCAAGGAUGGCGAGAGGAAACCUCUCAGUCCCCGGAGGGAUGCUCCAGAGAAGCCGCCCCGCAACCUCUCCAUCCCCUUCCCCGCUGAGAGGGCCACGAUCCAGCAGACCAAGUCCGUAGACGCAGCGGAGUCGCUCCAAUGCCGGCCCCUGAUCACCACACCGCCGACGGAGCUGGUGGCCCCCAGCUGCACCCCGACCAGGACGAGCCUCCCCAUGCGUCCGGCAGGCCAGCGGCCCGUGAGUCUGCUCAAGUCCCACAGCGGCGUGGCCACGCGUGGCCGCGACUCCAGGGAUGGUCGGGAGCGCAGCCCCACCUCCGCCCAGAGCCUCGACCGCAAGGAUUGCCGCGUCACGACGCGCUCGCCGGGCCCCUGCCGGGCUUCGUGGGCCGAGGCCAGCCGGCCCGAGGCCUGGAGGGAGCUGCGGGACGAGGCUGGGAUGUCCCUGGACGUCGGAGGCGGCGGGACGGCGGUGCUGAGAGACGUCCCCAGGAAGGACCGGCUGAAGACGGGGUCGGCCUCCCUGCCCGCCCCCGCCAACCAGGUGCCCAAACCGACGCGCAAAGGUAAAAGCCGCACGCUGGACAACAGCGACCUGAACAGCCUGUCCGAGGACCUGGGGCUGGCCAGGGAGGCGCAGCAGGGCCAGCGCGGCUCCGCCAAGGACCGGAAGAUGCUCAAGUUCAUCAGCGGCAUCUUCACCAAGAGCAGCGCGGGGGGCGCGUCCGCGGCGCCUCCGGUUUACAUACAGAGAGACUCCAGUGAGGAGGAAGUAAAUAUCGCCAACAGCCAGGAGUGGAUGCUGAGCCGAUCCAUCCCGGAGCUGAGACUGGGCAUUCUAGGCAGCCUGAAAAGUGGAAAGUCGGCGCUGGUGAACAAAUACAUCACAGGCAGUUAUGCUGCAGUUGAGAAGCCUGAUGGUGGGAGAUAUAAAAAGGAAGUGCUGGUGGAUGGCCAGAGUCAUCUGUUACUGAUCCGGGAGGAAAGUGGGGCGCCUGACGCACAGUUCUGCGGUUGGGUCGAUGCCGUGAUCAUGGUCUUCAGUCUGGAGAACGAAGCCAGUUUUCAGGACCUUUACCAGCUCUACAGCCAGCUCAGUGCACACCGCUCUGACAUCCCGGUCAUUGUCGUCGGCACCCAAGACAAAAUAAGCAGCACCAACCCCCGUGUGAUCGAGGACCAGAGAGCCAGGCAGCUGUGCAUCGAUGUGAAACACUCGCUGUUCUAUGAGACCUGCGCCACCUACGGGUUCAACGUGGACCGAGUCUUUUCCGAAGCUGCCCAGAAGAUUGUAGCGCAGAAGAAACAGGCAGCGCUGCUGGCCUGUAAAUCUCUGCCCAACUCACCGAGUCACUCUGGAGGCUCCACACCUGGAUCAGCGUCGCUGCCUGGACAGGCCAGUAAUGGCCCCAGCAGCAGCUACGCCUGCUCCCUCCCCUCCACCCCCGUGGUUGGUCACAGAGACCUGAGGGCGGCUCAGGGGGAGGGCAGCAGCAGCAGCUCGCGCCUGAAGAGCAUCCCCAGGCGACCCUCCCUGUUUAAGAACCGGGACCCGGACAAGAAGGCAGGCGAUCCGAAGGGAGACCAGAGCGGCGUGCGAGGCCUCCCCCUCAAACAGGGCAUCCUGUUCAAGAGAAGCGGCAACUCUCUGAAUAAGGAGUGGAAGAAGAAAUACGUCACGCUGUCCAACAACGGCACGCUGUCCUACCACUCCAGCUCCAGUGACUACACACAGAAUAUCCAUGGAAAGGAGAUCGACCUGCUCCGCGUGACGGUUAAGGUCCCUGGGAAACGUCCGCCGAGAGCCGUCGCACCUGCGGGGCCCUCACCUGUACCUCCGGCUGCUUUACCUGGAGUCAACGGGCUCAGCAAGGAGCCGGCGGCAGCUGAUGGGGCCAGCACAGUUCCCCAGUUGUGUCCCUCCACUCUGUCCGUCGCCGACGACCGGCCCGGUGCGUUGUCUCCUCAAGGGGGCGAGAGAGGUCUUCAGCGCUGCCCUUCCACACUAUCCGCUAAAGCACAAAGCGUUGAUGGCCUUGAAGGGACCGCCGGAAAGGAUCCGGGCCAAGCGUCUCCCAUGAGUGACAGGAAGAAGAACCGGAGGAAGAAGAGCAUGAAUCAGAAAGGGGAUGCAGCUGUUGGUCAAGCUGAGGCCAAACGCAAAAUGUGGAAAUUAAAGAGCUUUGGUAGCUUGAGAAACAUUAAUAAGACAGAUGAAGAGAAUGCAGACUUCAUCAUCGUUUCCUUCACCGGCCAAACGUGGCACUUUGAGGCUCAGAGCCUGGAGGAGAGGGACUUGUGGGUGACGGCCAUAGAGAGCCAGAUCCUGGCAAGCCUGCAGUCCUGUGAGAGCGGCAGGAAUAAGGCACGGAGGAGCAGUCAGAGCGAGGCAGUGGCGCUGCAGGCCAUCCGAAACACCAAAGGCAACAAUCUGUGUGUGGACUGCGAAGCGUCGAAUCCCACCUGGGCCAGUCUAAACUUGGGGGCCCUCAUCUGCAUCGAGUGCUCGGGGAUCCACCGGAACCUGGGCACUCAUCUGUCUCGCGUUCGCUCUCUGGACCUGGACGACUGGCCGGGGGAGCUCACGCAGGUUCUGGCCGCCAUCGGAAACCACAUGGCCAACAGCGUGUGGGAGAGCUGCACCCAGGGCCGGACCAAACCCACGCCGAAUGCAACACGGGAGGAAAGAGAGUCGUGGAUCCGAGCUAAGUAUGAGCAGCGUGCCUUCGUGGCUCCUCUGCAGCCCAACUCAGAGGACAGCAUGCCGGCAUCGCUUCUGUCCGCGGUGACCGACAGGGAUCUGCCCCGGCUGCUGCUUCUUCUGGCCCACAGCACCAAGGAGCAGGUCAACGCCCAGCUGGCCGCCACGCCGUCGCCCCCCCGCACCGCGCUGCACGCCGCCUGCCAGCUGGGAGACGUGGUCAUGACACAGCUGCUGGUCUGGUACGGAAUCGACGUGAAGGCGAAGGACAGCCAAGGCCAGACGCCCAUGAUGAUCGCCAGAAAAACAGGGAGCAAAGGCUGCAUGGAUAUUUUGCUCCAACACGGGUGUUCCAAUGAAACGUCCCCCACCACCGCCGCCGCCGCCACCCCGGUCCUCUCCCGCCGCUCCAGCACUGCCAGCCUGGGCCGAACCAGCUCCAGGAAGUGGGUGUCAUAGCCCGGACAGAUGACGGUGGCCGUCUGCCUGGAGGAUGCCUACAGUUUAGAGAUCUGUUGAAAAGGCUGCAGCGCCGCAACAUGACGGGACUAGAUAACAUAAUGCAAAGGAUUUAAAUAAUAAACUGUUACUGAAGACUGAACAACAUAUCAAACAACACGAAAGCAAUAUUCAUCCAGUGAGUCGAUCACUACCAUAUUGCUGAAAUGCUGUCCUGUAGCCGUGUAGCGGUCUUCUGCCACCCUUAGCACAGCCCAUCUGUCUGCUUCUGUUUCACUUCCUCCUGAUGAAGUGCAAUAAUCCAGCUGUGGCGAUGAAGAGCGACAGCUUUAGCCGUGAACUGUGUCGGCCGACAGUUCGCCCGUCAUCCGAUGAUUUUCUUCCGAUUUUUUUCUUGUGACUGGACCAAUUUUUUAUUUUAUUUUUGUUUUCCAACCCCUUUGGCUUUAAAAAUGAAACCUGAACCGUCAACGUGUCUCAAUCUCAGCCGGUUCAGUGGAAACAAACGGUUUCAGCAGAGAGAAUACAGCUUGAGCUACAAGAAGGAAGUGUUUGUUCCGACCAGAGAUGUUUAAAGAAAGAAGCCCCCGAAACGACUCAGCUUUGUAAAAAAAAAAAGAAAAAAAAAAAAGAAAAGACAAAAAAAGUUUGUUAAAAAUACGUCGGGUUUGUUUUUCAUCGUCUUUUAUAAUUUCUUAUUGCCGUACAUUCCAUGAAGCAGCGAGCAGAUGUGAACAUGCAGUAUGUAACCACGUGUUGAGACGUUUUCAUUGGGGAUCGCAGAGAGACUACACGGAGAUGCUAUUCACAUUUAUAUUACUGUUGUGUAUUGAUCCCAUGAUUUAAAAGUCACGUAUGAAGCAGUUGGGACACCUUGUGGAUCAUGUGAAUUCCUCAUGACUUAAAAUGAAAAUAAAUUUUUUUUAUUAGCAAUAAUAGGAU